Molecule: messenger RNA, 204 nt
Organism: Lathyrus sativus (Indian pea)
Lineage: Eukaryota; Viridiplantae; Streptophyta; Magnoliopsida; Fabales; Fabaceae
Source: the annotation of a GenBank genome assembly
AUGACAAAUUGCGAAACAUCCAAAUCUCAUGCUCCUCGUCACUCUACAUCGCUCCAAUUUCUCCACCAACUCAGUUUUUCACCUUUCACACCCCAUUUUCAUAUUGUAACCUCCCUCUCAUAUUCUCUUCUGGCUCAUGCUUUCUAUAAUCCGUUGAUCACACGUCAAGACCACCCCAUCUUUAUUUUCAUUGAAGCAGAAUGA